Messenger RNA from Stylonychia lemnae, 585 nucleotides. The record is from the annotation of a GenBank genome assembly. Lineage: Eukaryota; Ciliophora; Spirotrichea; Sporadotrichida; Oxytrichidae.
AUGUGGUACGAAUUCAAAACUGGAGUUGAAAAAUUUGAUAAUUAAUAUCAAAAGUACUAGAAAGAUGUUCUUAAAAUAUCUGAUGAAUAAAUAUAUAAGUGUGAAUUACUAGAUUUCAUCAAUUAAGAUAGCAGUGAUAUUUAGAAUAUUCUAGCAAUAAUAGACCUUGCUAUUGAGGAGGAAGUGCCAAAGGAUUAUGUAAAAAUAGAGCAGGCUAAAUUAUUAAUUUUAAAGGAUUUAAAGGAGGAAAAUUUAAUCUAAUAGGAGGAAGCUUUUACUUAAGUUGACCCCCAAGACUUUAAAAAAUCUAGAAAUUUAAAACCAACAUAAGUGAUUAUCAAAGAAGAGGUGAAAAAUGAUAAUUAAUGCUAAUUGACUAAUUAGAUAACUGAGGAUUUCUUAGAUAAGACCUAUACUGAUAAUUAAAAAGAUUAAAUUAUAGUGAAAAUUCAGGAGAAGCUAUUUGGUAAAACAGAUGGCUAAUAUGAUGGUCAUUAGUCUGUUUCAUAUAACACAAACUUUAGUUCAGAAAUAACUGAUGAAAUGAUGGAAGAAUUCUAAAAUUUGUUGUCACAAGAAUAAUGA